ACCAAAGAAAAACCGCAGAACUCACAGAAUAGAAAGUUAAAGGUUAUGUAAUGAAUUGUAAACACCUAUAAAGUGUAUAUAACAUAGUAACAAACCGUAAAAAUGUUUCCCGUGGGACGCAGCAACUUGUUGUUUCGAAUAAUUAAUGAAGUAAAUUCUAAUUGCAAAUAUCAUAGCAUACAGAGGUUAAAUUGCUUAUCCAACCUGAAGAAUUUGCCGGUUAUUAAAAGGAAUUUCUUCAAUUUGUUCAGAAAACCAAGCAAAAACCAGCUUAGAUUAAAAGACAAGGUUCCCGAUGGUUAUGAGCUGAUUUACAGAAAUAUUGCAGACCGUUACAUUUUUUUAUGCCAGUUAGUAAAUGGUGUGACUAUUUUAGUAGUUGGGGUAGUAACUAUGUUGGAUUUAGAUCAAGCCCAAAAGCUUCAGUUUAACCCAAAUGACCAGCUAAAAGUUGCACACAAACAGACAGCAAAAGAAAUUGUUGUUUACAUUUCAGUCUUCAUUGUCAUUUAUGUGAUACUGCAACUGCUUGUAUCGCAAGUACCAGUGAGAGUUUACUGUUGUCCCAAAUCCCAAAAAUACUUGAGCAUAUUUUAUGGAAAUUUACCAUUUACAAUGAGACGGUUGCAAUUUCAAGUUGGAGAUGUGAAGCAAGCUUCUAACAAUUUUAUGAAACUACCUUGGACAGAGUAUCAGUACGAGAUAAAGGACCAACAAAAAAUUAUUCUGUUAGAACAAUAUUUUAGAAGACCAGCCGAUUUGUUUAUUAUGCUUGGAACACAAAGGGAUCCUGAUGUGGAAAAGGAUAAAUAAACUCUGUGGAAAUUUU
Molecule: messenger RNA, 829 nt
Organism: Cylas formicarius (sweet potato weevil)
Lineage: Eukaryota; Metazoa; Arthropoda; Insecta; Coleoptera; Brentidae
Exons: 1
Coding region: 103-813 (236 amino acids)
Source: RefSeq, a predicted model, not a curated record